Molecule: messenger RNA, 3192 nt
Organism: Oncorhynchus kisutch (coho salmon)
Lineage: Eukaryota; Metazoa; Chordata; Actinopteri; Salmoniformes; Salmonidae
Gene: sntg1
Product: syntrophin, gamma 1
Exons: 19
Coding region: 1092-2672 (526 amino acids)
Cellular component (GO): dystrophin-associated glycoprotein complex; intracellular anatomical structure
Molecular function (GO): protein binding; structural molecule activity
Source: RefSeq, a predicted model, not a curated record
AGCAGAGAAGGUAGGCAUACUGAGAGGGAGACCAUAUCUAGCCCUGAUAACGGGUUAGGAAUACAUGUUCUUGAUAUGUAUUCCAAGCUAAUAUAUUGCACAAUAGACUACUUUAAAAAUCACAGUUUUGAAGAAAAAGAUGUUGGAACUGGUUCAUUUGAAUCUGCUUUUGCAUCAAUUCGCCUUCACUGCAGGCUGAUAGCAGCCCAGGGUCCCAUUCAACAAAACCAUACCGCAGUGCUCGCCGAUCAUUUCCUUUAAAAGCGCUCCUUGCACCGGAGACCUUUAGGUUGGAUGUAUCUUAGGCUAUGUACAUAGUAGAUGCUCUUAUUCAACAGUGAAAGUAAUUUCACAUCGGGAGAGAUGUAAGAGUUCCGCGAGUAUCCUAAACGAAUAACUGAGGCGAUUGACGUGAGUUGAAACAAAUCGCAUGUGAUUUUCAGCCAGUCAUUUUGGCACCAGAGCGCACAGUAAGGAAACAUGUGAAACAGUAUUCCAUGCCAUGCUGGAAAUUACUGUCGACGAAAAGGAUGCCGUGUCUUGUUUCUGCAUGACUAAUAUGGAAAAAGACACGUUUUUCGUGUAAGUGUGGGAUGUUUAACGGUUUUUGCACAUUGCCUCAGUGUAUUGGAUAUCGUGGGCGACGGUGCCAGGAAACGUGAUUUUGCGGAGAUUCUUUUGAAUCUGUAGCCAUCACUGAAUAAAUAAACACAUUUCAGGACAGAUUGAUGUGAGGAGCAGACUGGAACCAAUAUUACAUCACACCUGUUACCAGAAAAUCAGCUCAUUCUGGAUCUGAGUGGAACUGCUCCUGAGUCCACCAUCGGACGCCCUCCGUAACCACUGUUGGAACUGUGGCAGCACAUACACCAGGUCAGCCACUGCCCAGAGCCGACACCAAGCCCACCGCAGGCCAGGCUUUGCCACCAGCUCCAGGGGAGGGCAUGCGUCCCCCCACAGCCAUGCCCAGGGAAGCUCCUCUGCCACGGGUAGGAUCAGUGCUCACCUGCCUGCUUCAUGGCUAGACCUCUACAGACGAAGAGCCGGGGGCCUUUCUACUGAGGGCAGAUUCCCUCACUGUACCAUAGCACAUGGAUUUCAGGACUUCAAAUGAAGAGACAAAGACUGGGGUUUAUCUGCUGCAAGAUGGUAACGAGGAGCCUUUCAAUAUUCGACUGCACUUGGCUAAAGACAUUCUGACCAUUCAAGAGCAAGAUGUCAUCUGCGUGUCAGGAGAACCAUUUUAUUCCAGUGAGAGAACUGUAACGAUCAGAAGACAGACGAUUGGAGGUUUUGGCUUGAGCAUUAAGGGAGGCGCAGAACACAAAAUCCCUGUUGUGAUAUCAAAAAUAUCAAAAGAGCAAAAAGCUGAACUGUCUGGGCUACUGUUUAUUGGAGAUGGGAUCCUCCAGAUAAAUGGAAUAAAUGUUCGAAGCUAUCGCCACGAGGAAGCGGUGCAGGUUUUGCGAAAUGCUGGAGAGGAAGUCACUCUGACUGUGUCUUUCUUGAAGAAGACGCCUGCCUUUCUGAAACUGCCUCUCUGUGAAGACUGCACAUGUGUUCCAAGUGACCAGAGCAGUGGAACGUCCUCCCCUCUGUGCGACAGUGGCUUACACCUGAACUACCAUCCUAACAAUACGGACUCACUGUCCUGCUCAUCUUGGCCCACGUCCCCUGGGCUCCGCUGGGAGAAAAGAUGGGUGGACCUGCGCCUUAUUCCUCUCCUCCACUCCCGUCUGUCACAGCACAUCCCGGGCUCUGACGUCUGCAGGAAACAUGCAUUUCAAGUCAUAGCUGUGGAUGGGGUUUGCAGUGGGGUUAUCACGUGCCCCACUGCUGAAGAUUGCCUAGAUUGGCUCCAAGCAAUAGCAGCCAAUAUAUCAGCUCUCACCAAGCACAAUGUGAAGAAGAUAAACAGAAACUUCCCAGUUAAUCAACAGAUUAUCUACAUGGGCUGGGUAGAUGAGAAGGAGCAGGACUCCGGUCAGGACCGAAUGUAUUCACCAAAAUUCCUCGCCUUAAAGGGUUCCUCACUCUUCAAGUUCUCAGCACCUCCUGUGACUACAUGGGACUGGACCAGGGCAGAGAAAAGCUACACCGUGUACGAGAUCAUGUGUAAAGUUUUGAAGGACAGUGACCUCUUGGACAAGCGGAAGCACUGCUUCAGCAUCCAGACGGAGUGUGGAGAGGACAUGUUCUACAGCGUAGAGCUGGAGUGUGAGCUGCUCAUCUGGGAGAAGGCCUUUCAGAUGGCUACUUUCCUGGAGGUGGAGAGAAUACAGUGUAAAACAUACGCUUGCAUCAUGGAGAGCCACCUGAUGGGGCUGACCGUAGACUUCAGCAUGGGCUUUGUCUGCUUCGAUGCUGCUUCAAAAGCGGUGCUGUGGAGAUACAAAUUUUCCCAACUGAAAGGAUCGUCUGAUGAUGGGAAGAGCAAGAUCAAAUUUCUGUUCCAAAAUCAGGACAAUAAAGCAAUUGAAGCCAAGGAGCUGGAAUUUUCUAACCUCUUUGCCGUGCUGCACUGUAUCCAUGCAUUCUUUGCUGCCAAAGUUGCUUGCCUGGAUCCGAUGUUUGUGGAGAGUCAAGGUGCUGCGACGACCGCUGGGGGGGUUUCCACGCUCACCAGUGUCUCCUGUAAUACACAGACAUCCAGAAUCAAAUACUCCAUCUGACAGAGCCUGCUCAGCCCCUCUCCUUAUCCCUCUCUCCCAAGUCCCCCCUCUCCCCUAAGACACUGCACUUUUACUACAUCAUGGCCUAGAGAGGCAGAGGAGAGACCACAAACGAGUGUGUUAUACUGUAUCCAAAGCCGUCUAAUGAACAAGGACAUGUGAAUCCAACAUUUGAAGUAUUAUUGACAGAACUCUUUUUUUUCCUUCCGAAAGACACAUUUGAUAUUUCAUCAGAGAAAAGGAAGCUAGCUGUGUGAACUUUUUGACCAGUACAUUGUACUGUACUUCGAAGAACAUUGUAACACGAAGGAGUGAGUGCAGAACCAAUGGACGUAGAAUGGAUGGAUGGAUGAUUAUAAACAUUCUGAAUUCAGUUAUUUGUCUUUGGUCAGAUCCCCAGGCACCUUUCACAAUGAUUCACACGUGUUGUUGACACUGUUGUUAAACAUAACAUGAUCGUGUUGCCAAGGCGACAAAGCAGACAAACUGUUUUCUACAAUAUUCAAUCCGCUUCUUGAAG